AAUGAAUCAAAAUUUCAAAGAGAUAAAAAUUACUUAUUAGAAUUAAGCUCAAAUAUAGAAAUUAGCUUUGAAGGAUAAUUUUUAUUAGAAAAUUGGAUAAAUAUUAAAGACUGAUUCUGAUGAAUUGGUCAUUAUAAUUAAUAAUGAUUAUGAUUAGAUGGUUCCAAGAAAUUACUAAUGUAGUCAACUAUAAAGUGGUGAUAAUUAUAAUGCUUACAAUAUUAAAAAUUUAUUGAAGGAAAGUGGUCUAACUGGUAAAUAAAUUUCAUCAAGAAAUGAGAAGAAAGAUAUUGUUUUAUCAAUUCAAACAACUUAUAGUUAAGAAAUUACAUAGGAAGGAGACUAUGAUUAAUCAAUUUUAGAAUCUGUUACAAAAGAAAUAAAAUAACUAUGUUAUUUAUGCAAAAUUAAUAUCAAUGGCUAUACUAUUUAAACAUCAUGUUAUCAUCAUUACCAUUCUUAAUGUUUAAAAUAAUCUAUCAUAUAAUAAAUAGAUAACAAUGGCUUAAUAUUAAUUUGUAAUUGUAAAUAAUAAAUAAAAGUGCCAUCAAUUGUUAACUAAAUAUAAGAUCUAAAAGUUAAAAUUGAUUCACUUUUCAAAAAUUAAAUCAAAAAUAUUUAUACAAAUAAUCAAAAUAAAAUAAAAAAAUGCCAAAAAAAAAAAGAUUGCAAUUUCAUAUAUAUUGAGAAAGAUAAUUAAAGUGUGUCAUACUGUGAAAAUUGCGAUAAAAAAGAAUCAAAUCAAAUAACAACAUAAUGA
Messenger RNA from Paramecium pentaurelia, 760 nucleotides. The record is from the annotation of a GenBank genome assembly. Lineage: Eukaryota; Ciliophora; Oligohymenophorea; Peniculida; Parameciidae.